Messenger RNA from Gracilinanus agilis (Agile Gracile Mouse Opossum), 2390 nucleotides. RefSeq names its product nuclear transcription factor Y subunit gamma (gene NFYC). The transcript is spliced from 11 exons. The record is from RefSeq and is a predicted model, not a curated record. Gene Ontology annotation, biological process: regulation of DNA-templated transcription. Gene Ontology annotation, molecular function: DNA-binding transcription activator activity, RNA polymerase II-specific; protein heterodimerization activity; DNA binding. Bases 615 to 1622 code for a protein of 335 amino acids. Lineage: Eukaryota; Metazoa; Chordata; Mammalia; Didelphimorphia; Didelphidae. Gene Ontology annotation, cellular component: nucleus; CCAAT-binding factor complex.
ACUUUAAAACAGGAAGUAUCCGAAGGAGGGCCCUGGUGACGCGCAGGAGCCAAUGGCGGCGGCGCGGCCGUCGCCGAGAGGGCGGUGCGGCCAAUGAGGCGGCCGGAGGCGAGGAUCGGUGUCAAAUAGCAGGAUAGAUUGAAUGCCUUUGCCUGUUAAAGUGGAAGGAGGCUGCAGGGCUCCGGCGGAGGCCGCCUCGGAGUUUUUUACUGAGGCAGGGGUCAGCUGAAAGACAAAGAAAAAUGGCGAAUAGUUUGGUGGGGGGGCCGCGGUUCGCCCUCGCCCUGGAGUGGACCUUCCCGGCUCCUCGCUCGGCAUCUCCUGCGCCUUUUGUUUCCUCCGUCCUUGGGGGGAGGGCUACUAGCAGUGACUUAAUUUCUCCCUGUCCGAGGAGAGAUAUAAAUAGCUCCAUGUAAAAUUAAUGCAGUUCCCGUUGCAGAUUCUGGCAAGUUUGUUGUUAACUGACAAGCAAGAGAGCCUUGGAGUUGUGGGGUCUAUUCUAACUCCUUCGACCAGAAGUCCAGGACUUCACGGGAAAGUUGAAGGUGAAGGAGGGAACAUCGGAGAGGCCUAGACAAAGCAGCCUACGGGGGCCCAAAACUUUGGUUACCAGAAUGUCCACUGAUGGAGGGUUUGGCAGUACCAGCAGCAGUGAUGCUCAGCAGAGCCUACAGUCCUUCUGGCCUCGUGUCAUGGAAGAAAUCCGAAAUUUGACAGUGAAAGAUUUCCGUGUGCAAGAGCUUCCACUAGCUCGUAUUAAGAAGAUCAUGAAACUGGAUGAAGAUGUAAAGAUGAUAAGUGCUGAAGCCCCUGUGCUUUUCGCCAAGGCCGCCCAGAUAUUCAUCACUGAGUUGACGUUACGGGCCUGGAUCCACACAGAAGACAACAAACGACGGACGCUCCAGAGAAAUGACAUUGCCAUGGCGAUUACAAAAUUUGACCAGUUUGACUUUCUCAUCGAUAUUGUUCCAAGAGAUGAACUAAAACCUCCUAAGCGUCAGGAGGAGGUACGCCAAUCUGUGACUCCUGCGGAGCCUGUCCAGUACUACUUCACUCUGGCCCAGCAGCCUGCGGCCGUCCAGGUCCAGGGCCAGCAAACUGGCCAGCAGACCACCACCUCCACAACCACCAUCCAGUCAGGACAGAUCAUCAUCGCCCAACCUCAGCAGGGCCAGACCACCCCUGUGACGAUGCAGGUUGGAGAAGGCCAGCAGGUGCAGAUUGUCCAGGCCCAACCCCAGGGCCAGACCCAGCAGGCACCAAGCAGCACAGGACAGACCAUGCAGGUGAUGCAACAGAUCAUCACCAACACGGGGGAAAUCCAGCAAAUUCCGGUGCAGUUAAAUGCCGGCCAGCUGCAGUAUAUCCGCUUAGCACAGCCUGUAUCAGGCACCCAGGUUGUUCAGGGACAGAUCCAGACUCUUGCGGCUAGUGCACAGCAGAUUACCCAGACAGAGGUCCAGCAAGGACAGCAGCAGUUUAGCCAGUUCACAGACGGCCAGCAGCUGUACCAGAUCCAGCAGGUCACCAUGCCAGCAGGCCAGGACCUCGCGCAGCCCAUGUUCAUCCAGUCGGCUAACCAGGCCUCUGACGGGCAGACCCCUCAGGUGACGGGCGACUGAGCCCGGCUGGGGCCUCGCCCAGCACAGCCAGUGCACAGGGCCACACAGACUCCAUUUCUGCCACUGUGGCCUGGCUCAAGUGUCCCACCACCCACAGAGCCUCCCGCAGGCAAAGACACUGGUGCACAUAGCCCAUGCUGCGGGCUAGCAAAUCGCCAACUGAAAGAUGCAAUAUUUUUUCAUUUCCUUUUUGUCUUUUUGUUUUUGUUUUUAAAGGAAUCAAUAUUUCAAUAUGUUGAGCUGUAUGUCCAAUGCUAUUGAAAUGGGAAAAUAUUCCAUGAUAACAUAUUUAUAGCAUUUCCUGAGGAAUGUGGCUGCCAAAGUCUGCCAUCCUCAUGCCCCUUCCUCCCAAGAGCAGCUCUCCAGGCAUGGGAGUAGCCAACAGGCUCCCAUAACAGCUGCCUUAACCUUUACUUGCCACCUCUGGCCAAUGCACCCACUCCCCUAGGUCACCGGUUGGCUGGUCUGUUCUUCCCUGCCCCUAUCCAGAGCGCUAAGCAUCUGCCUCUGGAAGCUGCAGAAACAGUCCUCAUGUUCAAAGAUGAACUUGCCUCCAGGCACAGUGUCUCGUUUCUUCUGGACCCCUCUGUCCCAAGGAAACUGGGGCUUGCUUUCUCCUUCCUUCCUUCCUUCCCUCCCUCCCUCCCACUGCCCACCCCUAUUUUUUCCCCUCAAGAAGCAAAUUAAUAAUUGUGCUCGUCUCCUCCGCUGCAUGGACUUCAAACUGCAUGAAUUGAAAUGCAAUGAAUAAAGCUCCUUUUUAGAGAA